GUUAAAAAAAAACAUACUCGCCAACGUCUUGUGCGCAAUGAAUUCUGGGAGUAAAGAGGCCGUGAAGGAUGAGCAGCCUUGGUUUGGGGCCAAACGGAGGGCGGAUCUGUGGGGUGGAUUCGGAGGCCCCUUCCACAUGGGACAGUGCUUGGCGCCACGAUGGCGCAUGUAGCCGACGAACCUGAACUUCGACGUGUGCAGACCCUGAACUGGGACACAGCUACAGAACCGGGCCAUCCGGUUCUAGCCAGAGCUCGAUCUGAGACACAUAAAUGUGUCUCACAUAAAUGGGUAAAACUGUGUCCCCCCCCCCCCCCCCCCCUCCGGACCCCCUCAGUAAAACUGCAGAUUUUAGAGUAGCCUUUCAUUGUGGGCAGCCUAAAACACACCGGUGCAACAAUCACGAUGCCUACUGUAUUUUCCAGACUACAUGUCGCAUUUAUUUAGACAAUUACUUUACAAAAUCCAAGACCAAGAACAAACAUUUGAUCUAGAGAGGAAAGUUAUUCAGCUAACACAACAGCACGUGGAGCGACGGGCUGAAUGUGUCGGUACGCUAACGUAACGCCAGAGUUUCCUCCAGGAGUCUUUAAACUGUGAGGGAGAACUCGUCUCAUUACACUUGGUGAACAGCUGAUCGAGGUGCUGAGAAAAUACAAAAAUUUUUACGCCACAUUUGGCACAAACCCGGUCUGCCACCGGCUAAGUUUCACCUUAAAUAUGAAAUAACUGGGUCAGCUGUUCAUCGCGGCUUCUCCUGGAGGAUGAAUCGAUCGGACCAAAGCGAGUCUUUUUCUUGUUCUUGCGGCCUCGAGAACAAGGACAAAGUUCUUGUUUCUCUUUCUGUAUGUGAGUUUGUAACAAGCUUUACUCCGCUCCGUCACCUCUUUUUACUGUCACUGUCAAGAACCAUACAGGAAGUUGAGACGCCAGUGUUUGUUUUUCAAAAUUAAAUGAUUUGCAGAGCAGAGCCACAUUUACGGAGUGCAACAUCACUCUUAUUAUGUCUGUAAAUGUGCAGAAAUACAGACUUGUGUUCAUAUGGAGCCAUUAAUACGGUAUAAUUUACAUUUGUAACAUAUUAAGAAAAAAAAUCAUAAUUCUGAAAGAACCACAGCUUUUAUUUUGCCGUGAUGUUGAUCAUUUAUGUAGCGGAAGCCCUGAGCACAUUUAGCUUCAUACCAGCAUAAAGAGCAUACCUGGAGGGUGAACAGGCUAAGUUAGGAUAACAGCCAGCGACUCCAACAAGCCAGUUACCGAAAAGUUCAAUAGGCUCCUGGUCUCACGGAAUACAUUAAUUCUGCGUUCUUCAUCCAGGACCAGCCAAACUAUGAAACAAAAGUGCGGCUUUUAGUCCAGAAAACACGGUCAACAGUAUCUUCAUAUACAACACCUGUGAGGUGGAUUAUCCCGGCAGUCUCAGAGCAAAAACAAAAGAUUCCAGAAUGACGUCUGGAUCAGGACCUGGAUCGGGUCUGGAUUGGGACUGGAUCAGGUGUGGAUCAGUACCAGAUCAGGAGUUUCUUGUAGGAAAUGAAAAUGGAUCAUGAGCUGUUGAAGGAAGCAUAUUCAUCAUCUAAAGGCUCAGUUAUACUUGCACAUCGUCCGUGUCAGGUCAGCUACGUCAGGUCGGUUACGUCAGGUCGAUUAUGUCAUUUCGGCUACAUCAGGUCGGUUACGUCAGGUCGGCUUUGUCAUUUCGGCUACAUCAGGACGGUUACGUCAGGUCGGUUACGUCAGGUCGGUUACGUCAGGACGGUUACGUCAGGUUGGCUACGUCAGAUCGGCUAUGUCAUUUCGGCUACAUCAGGACGGUUACGUCAGGUCGGUUACGUCAGGACGGUUACGUCAGGACGGUUACGUCAGGUCGGUUACGUCAGGACGGUUACAUCAGGUCGGUUACGUCAGGUCGGCUUUGUCAUUUCGGCUACAUCAGGACGGUUACGUCAUUUCGGCUACGUCAGAUCGGCUAUGUCAUUUCGGCUAUAUCAGGACGGUUACGUCAUUUCGGCUACGUCAGAUCGGCUAUGUCAUUUCGGCUAUAUCAGGACGGUUACGUCAGGUCGGCUUUGUCAUUUCGGCUACAUCAGGACGGUUACGUCAGGUCGGCUUUGUCAUUUCGGCUACAUCAGGACGGUUACGUCAUUUCGGCUACGUCAGAUCGGCUAUGUCAUUUCGGCUACAUCAGGACGGUUAUGUCAGGUCAGCUACGUCAUUUCGGCUACAUCAGGACGGUUACGUCAGGUCGGCUAUGUCAUUUCGGCUACGUCAGGUUGGUUACGUCAGGUCGGCUAUGUUAUUUCGGCUAAAUCAGGACGGUUAAGUCAUUUCGGCUACAUCAGGAUGGUUACAUCAGGUCAGCUACGUCAUUUCGGCUACGUCAGGAUGGUUACGUCAAGUCGGCAACGUCAUUUCGGCUACGUCAGGACGGUUACGUCAGGUUGGUUACGUCAGGUCGGCUACGUCAUUUCGGCUACAUCAGGACGGUUACGUAAGGUUGGCUACGUCAUUUCGGCUACAUCAGGACAGUUACGUAAGGUUGGCUACGUCAUUUCGGCUACAUCAGGACGGUUACGUAAGGUUGGCUACGUCAGGUCGGUUACGUAAGGUUGGCUACGUCAUUUCGGCUACGUCAGGUCGGUUAUGUCAGGUUGGCUAUGCUGUCACCGCCGUAGGCUCCUCGUAGGUCCACAGAGGGUCGACUCAUCCCCUUCCCAACCAGACAUGCUAAUGCUACACAAAGAUGUUUCCUUCUUCUCAUUUGUUUGCGCUGUAAAAGGUUCAGCAGAUAGAUCAUUUCUUCAUCUUCUUCCACGAUCUUGGGAAGACGCCGGCCACAAUUGUUCUAAAACCGGAAAUACUUGCCAGAGCUGAAGUGAACCAUCGAAGAAACUCUGCCCUGUGGAUUUACCAGCCGAUACCAGCCCUACUGCCACCUGCAGAUCCAGAAAGAAACUACAACAUGGCGCUGCUUCCCUAUGCUCGAGUAUAUACGCACAUUUCAUCUGCGUCGCCUAUGUGGACUGGACCCGCCACAGACGCUUUGCGAGUAUAACUCUAGCUUUAGAUCUUUUCACCCAUGUAGACCUGGUUCUGGUCCAUAGGUUGGAUUUAGAACCAAAGCAGUUGAACAUAAAUCAUCAUCACUGAGGACUGAAGCCAGCCUGGACCUGGUCCAAGCUGUGGUUCUGCUCCUGGUUGACGUUCUGGUUCUGGU
Molecule: messenger RNA, 3217 nt
Organism: Melanotaenia boesemani (Boeseman's rainbowfish)
Lineage: Eukaryota; Metazoa; Chordata; Actinopteri; Atheriniformes; Melanotaeniidae
Exons: 2
Coding region: 1534-2607 (357 amino acids)
Source: RefSeq, a predicted model, not a curated record